AUUAAAGGAGAAGUAAAACAGUUUAUUUAAUUCAAGCCUCUCAUUAUAAUGUAUGUAAAUAACAAAUAAUAUGUAUUUGAUUUGGAUUAGAAUGUUUAGGUAGAACCUAUAGAUGACAAAGGAUUAAAUAAGAGAAAGAUAAUUACAAGACAAUGGAUGAAUACUCAUUAAUUGUAGGAAUUUUGUAAGAUAAGAAAAUAAUAGGAAUUAACUUAUAUUAGAGAAAGAAAGGCUUUGGAAGAAUAUAUGAAAUUAAAUUAGAAUCGUAAGAAAAUAAGUGGAUCUAAGAAGGUCAAUAGAUUAGUAGAUUUGGGAAUAUCUCCUGAUCAAGAGAAAUAAGAGAGGAAAUAAUAAAAAUUAUAAUAAUAACAUUAAUAGUAAUAGCAACCAAAACCAAAAGAUGAAUGUUUUAAAAUGAUAGAACAUUAAAAAUAGCCAGAUCCAAAAUAAUUGGAGGAAUGGAAUUUACUUAUUGAAAAAAUGAAAGAAGAGAAUGCUGAAAAUAAUGCAUGA
Paramecium primaurelia is the source of this 513-nucleotide messenger RNA. The record is from the annotation of a GenBank genome assembly. Lineage: Eukaryota; Ciliophora; Oligohymenophorea; Peniculida; Parameciidae.